Messenger RNA from Phragmites australis (common reed), 3061 nucleotides. Its product is annotated as protein BLISTER-like. Gene Ontology annotation, biological process: regulation of growth. Bases 379 to 2694 code for a protein of 771 amino acids. The record is from RefSeq and is a predicted model, not a curated record. Lineage: Eukaryota; Viridiplantae; Streptophyta; Magnoliopsida; Poales; Poaceae. The transcript has 13 exons.
GUCACCGAGGCACCCUGCUUACCAGUUACCACCACCGAGCGACCGCAGGCAGGAGCUCACGGCUCACCGCGACGACGCACCAGCAGGCAGGAGCUCAAACCGGUCGGACUCCACAGCGACGCACCCAAAAAAAGGGGUAAGCAACAGAGGAGGCGAAUUGAGGAGGAGGCCCAAAAACGUUCGGGGGCCGACGGCCGAGCGGGAUUUGGAAGCAGCGCGCAUCCCAAAUCCCCCAAUCCCGACCCCGACCCCGACCCCGUCGCCAGAUCUCGCGCCCCCUCUCCGGGGCCCGGUCGAAUCGGCGCCUGGGGCGACCGGCGAUUCGGGGAGAUCUCGCUGAGAUUCGGGCCGGGUUGGGCUGGUGGGAGUCGGGGAGCCAUGGCGUCGGCGCAGGCGUCCUCUUCCUCCGCCGCCGCCGCGCCGUCGCGCAAGGAGCAUCUCGAGGCUGGGAAGAAGCGGCUCGAGCAGUUCCGCAAGAAGAAGGCAGCAAAGAAGUCCACUGCCAUUGCAGAGCAGGCAAAACCAGCUGUUCCUGAUGUAGCGGAGAAUACCCCUCCAAUUGCCAAUACUGCUAGCUCGGGAGAUGGGCUGGCGCCUGAUGUUGAGCCGAACACAGCAAGCACGUCAUCUGUGCCAUCUGCUGUAUAUGAGAAUGGCCCAACGAGUUCUUCCAGAGGUGCAGAUUUCCUGUCAAAUGGUCCUGCCAUUGUAAAUGCUUCAGUUGGGCUUAGUAAUGUUAGUCCCCAGCAAGACGCUGUUAGUGACGGAGGAAGUAAGUUCUAUGGGAACUUGAGCUUCUCCGACCUUGUUAAUGGUCAUCAUGAGAAUUGGAGAGGCGACACUGCCCUUAAAAGGGUUGAGCACAGUCCUGACAAGGAUGUGCAAUCAACAUCUAAAUUAAGUGCCUUUGGGAACACCAACAGUUUAGGUUCACCUUAUUCUGCAAACACCAUGCUGAGUUGGGGAAGAAAUUCUUUAUUGAGCCAAGCACAUGACACCGAACAAACUAGUUUAUACUCAUCCAGCACCCUUUUUGGAAAGUCUGAAAGCACUUACACUCAGGAUUACUCCACAAACAAUGAUAUCUUUGAUCAGUUGCGAGCUACCUCCAAAGACUCUUCCCAAGUGGAGCAAUCUGCGUAUGCCAGCAGCCGGGAGUAUGGCAGUACCUUCAAUAGUUCUAGGAUUGCUGAUACUGUAGAUCAUGAUACAAAUGUUGGAAUAACUCGGAAUGCAGCAGACUCCACACCAGUUAAUUUUGAUAAACAUGAUCCUUUUCUGUCAUCUGGUUAUCCAACUACAUACACUCGAUCCAGGCCAUCUUUUCUUGAUUCUAUUGGAGUACAACGAGCCCCUCCAACAGCUCAAGCAUCAUACGGGGAACCUGCCAAGGCUAAUCAACUAUUCAACAAUUCAAAUUAUCAGAGUUCAUUUUUGCAGCAAUCAAAUCAAGAAUCCACUGCAAGCAAUGUUGUGGGUAUUCCUCUUACAUCAGGAAGUCAGGAAUAUAAUCAUGAGAAGGUGUUAUAUGGCAACUCCAUCCCUCCUGAUUUCUCACUUUCUAAAGAAGAAAGAAGUCUGCUGCAUGGUAAUCAAACAUUCCAAAACUUCACAACUCAUGGGAAAGAUGAUGAUUUUACAGCACUAGAACAGCUCAUUGAAGAUUUGACAAAAGAGAAGUUCUCCUUACAACGUACUCUUGAGAAAUCUCAAGAAUUAGCGCAAACUUUGGCCACAGAUAACUCAGCAUUAACUGAUAAGUUCAACCAACAGGCACAAGUUAUCAGCCAGUUGACAUCUGACAUGGAGAGAUUACAAGAAGAAAUUCAAGCUCAACUGCUGGCGCUUGAGUCUGUCAAGACUGAAUAUGCUAAUGCACAGCUAGAAUGCAGUGCUGCAGAUGAGAGGGCGAAAGUACUUGCAGCUGAAGUCAUUCUAUUAGAAGAUAAGGCUCUGAAACUGAGGUCAAAUGAGUUAAAACUUGAAAAGGAAGUUGAAGGUUUACAUUCUGAGAUUUCUUCAUUCAGGCGCAGAGUUUCUGGUCUAGAGAAGGAGCGCCAGCAUCUUCAAUCUACUGUUGAAGCUCUGCAAGAAGAAAAGAAGCUCCUACACUCUAAAUUGAGGAACAUUCCUGUGAAUGAGAAGGUAAACAUUAUAGAGAAACCUUCAGCUGAUAAAAGAGAUGCAUCAACUGCAACAGAGGAUUUAGAUACUGGGGAAAUCAGCUCUUCUGAAACCCUGACCAGCACUGUCGACACACUGGAAGAUGCUGGAACAUCUGUUUUGCGGACCAAUAAUAUGUCUGAUGUUCCUUCCUUUGAAGAGGUUUCAUCUAGCAUUCCAGAUGAUCAGCUUAGAAUGAUUGACAACAUCAAUUCCUUGAUGUCAGAGUUAGCAGUGGAGAGGGAAGAGCUGCUGCGAGCACUGAGAAUUGAGUCAUCUAAUUGCUCCAAGCUGAAGGAGUUCAAUAAGGACCUAACACAAAAGCUGGAGAUUCAGACGCAGAGGCUUGAGCUAUUGACUUCUCAAAGGAUGGCUAAUGAGAAUGUCCUAGCAAAACCAAUCGACACACGCUCCAUCAAUGAUGCAACAAUGUAUGCUGAUGAAGGAGAUGAGGUUGUCGAACGGGUGAUUGGCUGGAUAAUGAAGCUCUUCCCAGGAGGGCCAAAGCGGCGUACCAGCAAACUUCUGUAAUGGAAAUAGAGAUCAUAGUAUACAUGAUGUUUUUCAUUUAAGGCCUGUUUAGAAGGGAUUGCUCGAGGAGCUUUAGUAUUUAGUUCAAAUGUGAACUAAGUCCUAAGGAUUUGGAUCCAGGUCCCCUCAAUCCAAAUAGGCCUUUUAUAAUUUUUUUUGUUUGCCUGGUUUUAGUGAUAGCAUGGUGAGAAGUUGUAUAUUGGAGCCAUUUGAUGUAACCAUUCUUUCUCUACAGAAAAUGAAAUGUAAGGUGACUUCCGUGCAGUAUGGAGCUGCAACCUUGUAUUGGCAAUGAAAAGAAUAGCCGCAAAGAAUAAAUCCUUUUCUACCCCAUUAUAUAUUUUACAUCAUUAUGUGUGAGGGUGGA